AACAGGCGCAUUAUCAAACCGCCACCAAUACAUUGCCGGUCGUCACAGCGUCCGUACAUAGACAGUUAAUUUUUUUUUAAAUUUCUUUUUGUGCCAGUGCUUCUGGAAAGUUCAUCUUGUUUAUCACAGGAUCCAAUUUUGUUAGGCCAGCUUCGGGCCACAAUCCCUACUGGUGGAUGAAGGUGCUGAUUAUUUGCCUGGCCAUAGCGGCUGUGAGCCUUGCCAUGCCCGUCGCAGAAGAUAAGCCAGAUGUACCAGUUGCCCCCGUUACUACAGCGGAAGUGAAGAGUGGGGAAGAAAAAGUUCAAAAUGAUGAAAAGUCAGCAACUCCAGAGGGAAAGAAAGAAGAACCUGUGCCUGAAGAAAAAGAGGCAAGCGCACCUGUUGACGCAGAAGCCAAGAGUGCACCUUCUCCCAUUGAUGCCGCUGUAGAUUCCAAACCUGCAAAGGAAGACGAUAAAGAAGAAUCAAAGAAAGAAGAAAUUCCACAAGUUAAAUCAGAUGAACCAGCUAAAGAUAUCCCUUCAGAAUUAGAAAAACCACAACAGAAAAGUGAAAGCCCUGAACCCGAAUCUAAGCCCGAAUCUAAACCUGAUGAGUCACAAGCGAAAGUAGAAGAAGUUAACAAUGUACCAGCCGUUAAAUCUGUGGGUGUUGAUGAAGCAAUUGACGUUGUCAGCGCAAUUAAAAACCCGGCUGCAGUAGCUGAUGAUGUUGUUGACUUGGCUGCUAUUAACCCUAUUUCUGAAUCCCAGCCUGCCGUUGCUACAAAGUCAGCGGAACCCGAAGACAAAAAAGAUGAUGUCCCAGAAUCAGAACCUGCUGCCAAAAGCGGAAAUGUCGAGGAGGUCAAACCUGUAGAACAGAAACCCGAGGAAAAGAAAGAAGAACCUGCUGCAAAAGCGGCUGUUCCUGAUACACCAGUUGAACCCAAAUCUGCCGAAUCUGGAGUUGUCGCUGAACCGCAACGUGUAGUUCGUGAUGCUGUUGAAGAAAAUAAAGCAAGUGCAGAACCUACCAAGGUGGAAACCAAAUCGUCUGAUGUUGCCACCGCCGACGAUAAGCGAACUGAGAUACCUCAAAUUUCUGUAAAAUCAGCUGAAUCCAGUGAAGAAUCAAAAGAAAAUGAGGAGAAAGUGGAAGAUAAAAAAGACGAUAUACCUCAGGAAAAGGCUGCACCCGUUGAACCUGCGCAACCAAAAGAGGAAAGUGAGAAGAAACCAGAAUUGAAAGAAGGUGAACUACCUCUUAACGACUCUCCUAAAGACAGUUCUGAAGAAAGCUCAGAAAGUUUUGAAAAUAGCAAUGGCAAGGACUCAUCAGAGGGUAGCGCUGAAAAAACUGAGAAGUCGAGCGCUGCUUCCUCCUCUUAGAUACUAAACUUAACUCUAGAGGCGGUAGGCGUGUGUCGACAGAAUACCCUCGACACGCGCCCUCCGCUAGCAAGAGGCAAAUUGCCCUAUGCAGUGCGUUUGUGAUGGGUUCCCGUUUCCGCCGGCUACGAUCGGAAAAACGCGUGAAUGUCAGACUAGUUAGAGACUUAUUUAAAUAGUAGAAACUGAAGAACUACCUAAGUUGUAAUUAUUUUCAAAUAAAUUAUCGAAUUUCCGGUACUAUAAGUAAUAAAUAAAUACGUUUUUUA
Molecule: messenger RNA, 1642 nt
Organism: Zerene cesonia (dogface butterfly)
Lineage: Eukaryota; Metazoa; Arthropoda; Insecta; Lepidoptera; Pieridae
Product: translation initiation factor IF-2-like
Exons: 3
Coding region: 177-1373 (398 amino acids)
Source: RefSeq, a predicted model, not a curated record